This is a messenger RNA of Aspergillus melleus, 1365 nucleotides long. Its product is annotated as caspase family protein. The transcript is spliced from 6 exons. Gene Ontology annotation, biological process: proteolysis. The record is from RefSeq and is a predicted model, not a curated record. Lineage: Eukaryota; Fungi; Ascomycota; Eurotiomycetes; Eurotiales; Aspergillaceae. Gene Ontology annotation, molecular function: cysteine-type endopeptidase activity. Bases 1 to 1365 code for a protein of 454 amino acids.
AUGUCCUAUUACCCCCCUUACUCGGGCCCGCCCGGUUAUCCCCCGCAACAGUAUUCCUAUCCUCCUCAGCAGCCGUCGUACGGCGCUCCGUCUUAUCAGCAACCAAUGCAGCAUCAUCAUCACCAGUCGUCCUACGGCGGCGGGUAUCCCGGUCAAGCCUAUCGCCAACAGCCUCCUCCCAGCAACCCCUAUCCUUCGUACGGUCAGCCGUCGCCCCAACCCUAUGGAUCGCAUGCCCCUCAGGGUGGAUAUGGCGGCGGUCCGCCGUCGGGCUACAACAGCCCGGCACCCAACGGUGGUCACAUGUACCAGGGACAGGGACACAGACAACAAGGUGCUCCCAACCCCUACCAGAACUCCUACGGCCAAGGCAACCACGGCGGCCAUGGCGCUCCGGCUCCUCCUCCCAGCGACCCCGUCGCCUUCGGCCAUGGCGCUCCCCAAGGAUACAACUUCCAGUACUCCCGUUGCACCGGCAAGAGAAAGGCGCUUCUGAUCGGUAUCAACUACUUCAACCAGAAGGGUCAGCUGCGCGGAUGUAUCAACGACGUCAAGAACAUGUCCUCCUACCUCAACCAGAACUUUGGCUACGCUCGCGAAGAUAUGGUGCUGCUGACGGAUGACCAACAAAACCCCAUGAGCCAGCCGACCAAGGCCAACAUCCUGCGCGCCAUGCACUGGUUGGUCAAGGACGCCCGUCCUAACGAUUCGCUCUUCUUCCACUACUCGGGUCACGGUGGUCAGACCCCCGAUUUGGACGGCGACGAGGACGACGGAUACGACGAAGUGAUUUACCCUGUUGAUUUCCGCCAGGCGGGCCACAUUGUCGACGACGAGAUGCACCGCAUCAUGGUAAAGUCUCUGCAGCCGGGCGUGCGACUGACGGCCAUCUUCGACUCCUGCCACUCCGGCUCCGCUCUGGACCUGCCCUACGUCUACUCGACCCAGGGUGUCCUCAAGGAACCCAACCUUGCCAAGGAAGCCGGUCAGGGUCUUCUGGGUGUGGUGUCGGCCUACGCCCGCGGCGACAUGGGCAGCAUGAUGUCGACAGCGGUCGGCUUCCUCAAGAAGGCCACCAAGGGCGACGAGGUGUACGAGCGCAACAAGGUGACCAAGACGAGCCCGGCAGAUGUCAUCAUGUGGUCGGGCAGCAAGGACGACCAGACCAGUCAAGACGCCCAGAUUGCCGGCCAGGCCACGGGAGCCAUGUCGUGGGCCUUUAUCAGCGCCAUGCGCAAGAACCCGCAGCAGAGCUACGUGCAACUGUUGAACAGCAUCCGAGACGAGCUGUCGACCAAGUACACGCAGAAGCCGCAACUAAGCUGCAGUCACCCCUUAGAUACGAACUUGCUCUAUGUGAUGUAA